Messenger RNA from Mollisia scopiformis, 725 nucleotides. RefSeq lists its product as uncharacterized. The transcript has a single exon. NCBI's taxonomy places the organism in Eukaryota, Fungi, Ascomycota, Leotiomycetes, Helotiales, Mollisiaceae. The record is from RefSeq and is a predicted model, not a curated record. Bases 109 to 672 code for a protein of 187 amino acids.
UUCUAGGCGACGCCAAUCCCCAAUCCUCUCCAAGACCACAACCCAAACCCAUCAGAAGCAUCAACAUUCAACUAAACGACAAUCAUAAAUACUCAAAAGACACUCAAAAUGAAAACUCCCCCAAUCUAUCUCGCACUACCCCCUCUCAUCUGGGCCAGAAGCAGCCGAGCAACUUCCAACGCCACCAUCACAAAAGACCUGAUCACCAUCCCAACAUCCUGCAUCUACGGCCACAAUACCACCUGGCUCCACAACAUGGCGCUCUCGCACCAAGGCGAGUGCUUUGCCCCCAGAAGUUACUAUUGCAUGAGUCUGCAACAAAAUAUUUUCGGCACUCUCAAAACGAUUGGUGCCGGCGAUUAUCACCGUGCACCGAUAGUUGCAGAUGGAAACGACAAGGUGAUAUCGAAGUCAACAAUAGAGAGGAGCGAGGACUGUGCUCCACCUUGGCGCGUAGUUUACAAUGACUCUACUGGUCAUUCAGAGAAAAGGAAUUGCAGCUGUGCGGGGAGAUUGAAGGGAGAGCAGAAUGAUAAGAAUGCUGCACCGCCUCGAGAACAUUUCGUCUCUUUGCGAGAACAUGAAUUUCCGAUACCAACGCCCGCAUCAUUCGAGGUCGACUCCGAGAACUCGGACGGAUACUACGAUAUUCUCGUCUAUCAAAUUAAGUAAGCCGUGAAUCGACACUGUGCAGGCAGAGAAAGUAGGAGAGUGAUAACAGAAGU